Molecule: messenger RNA, 3560 nt
Organism: Osmia bicornis bicornis
Lineage: Eukaryota; Metazoa; Arthropoda; Insecta; Hymenoptera; Megachilidae
Product: scavenger receptor class B member 1
Exons: 11
Coding region: 359-1972 (537 amino acids)
Cellular component (GO): cytoplasm; membrane
Molecular function (GO): scavenger receptor activity
Source: RefSeq, a predicted model, not a curated record
GUAUAAAGCAGAGUGAACACAAGAUUCAUGCUCACUAAUAACAAGAUAAGGAGAAGCUGCAAACGAUACAACUCCACCGCAAGGAGCUUGCAUUUUAUUUUUUUAAGUAAAACUUACAUAGAAAAAAAAGAUCACCGGUUAUUUCUUCAUCGAAUAUUCGUGUAAAUACGAUCAUCGAAAAGGACUGUGUUACCGGAACGAAAUUGUGCUAGUGUGAAAAGUGUUGUUUCUGAUUGUUAUUCAAGUGUUUAGUUAUUGUUUGUGAAAGAGCAUCGAAUUGUUACACCGACCCGGACCUUUACCAUCAAGGAGACGAAAAAAGGAAAGCAGCGAAAAGUAAACGAAUCAGGUCAUAACCAUGAAAUUCCCAAUUCCUCUACAUCAAUAUAAAAAAUGCAUAAUACUAUUUAUGCUGGGUAUUACCUGCAGUGCCUUGGCUUACAUACUCUACAUAAUUAAUCCAGUGAAGACAAUAUUGGAACACAAAUUGCAAAUGGCACCAAAUUCGCUGCUUUAUGAAUUAUGGAAAAAGCCCCCUAUCAACGUCUACCUCAAAGUAUACAUAUUCAACAUCACCAACGCGGAACAGUUCCUCAGGGGUGAGGAAAAAUUAACCGUGGAAGAAGUCGGUCCCUACGUCUAUCAAGAAAUAUUAGAGAAUCAAAAUGUCACGUGGCACGAAAAUAAUACAAUUUCGUAUAAGCCAAAAAGAACGGUAGUGUACAUUCCAGAAAUGUCAAACGGUGACCCAGAAAAAGAUAUAGUGCACGUUCCAAAUAUACCAAUGCUGGGUAUCUCGUCGACCCUACACGAUGCUGCAUUCUUGGUCAAAUUCCCUUGGACUAGUUUGGUGAACAUGCUAAAUAGUAAAUCGAUCUUGAAUAUAACCGUGUACGAUUAUCUAUGGGGUUACGAGGAUCCUCUUGUCCGUUUGGCGAGUAACGUCGUGCCAAGUUUCAUCAACUUCGGGAGAUUUGGAUUACUCGAUAGGAUGUACGACGAAGGAGACAACACCGUGUUCAUGAACAUCGCGAAGAAUGAGAAUAUGACCGACGAGGAUGGACGUUAUCUGAGCGUCGAAAGCUACAACGGUAGCCCCGGGAUGCCGCAAUGGGGGUACCAGGAAGAAGAAGGAAACGAGACUAAUCCGGGGAAUACGAUUUGUAACCGUGUCAAGGGAACAACCGAAGGAGAAUUAUUCCCGGCUAAUUUAGACGAACACGCUACAUUCAGAGUGUACAGGAAAGCUUUCUGCAGAGCGAUACCGAUUGUGUUUAAGGAAAAAGUAUGGGUCGAAAGUGGUCUCGAAGGAUACUUGUACACCGUGGCAAGUGACUUCUUGGAUCCGCCAGAUUUAAAUCCGAUUAACGAGUGCUACUGCCGGAACCGUAAAUGUUUGAAGAGAGGAUUGUCUGACAUGACACCUUGUUAUUACAGUAUUCCAGCAGCAAUGUCCAUGCCACAUUUCCUCGAUGCCGACCCCAGUUUGCUAGAGAACGUUAUAGGACUUCAUCCAGAUCCAGAAAUCCACAGCGCAAAGAUCAUUCUGCAACCGGAGAUCGGAAUCCCGAUAAAAGUUAACUCCAGAAUACAGAUCAACCUUGUUAUGGCCCAAGCGGCCUACAGUUCUAGAAUCUCGGCCUUCAACGGGUUAACGGUCCCAUUAUUCUGGAGCGAUCUGUAUAUACCUUCGAUACCGGACGACCUCCUCUUCCUCUUGAAAAUGGUGCUUUACGUACUUCCGAUAGCCCAGACGGUGAUAAUUUGGUUGCUGGCCAUCGGAGGAGCGACGAUGAUCAUAUUAUCAGUACCAGCCAUGUUGUGGACCAUCAAUCAGCAACAGGUACCUCUUCAGGUAGAACGAAAGGAUAGCUGCGAUUUAAGGAUACCGUUGAAUUAUGGUCAAUACACUACUAUGCGUAUCUUGCCGGCUAUUAAAAAGAUCACGUCAAAAACGGACUUGUUUAGUUAACCAAACACACCCCUAAAGUAUUUACGAAGCAUGAAACGAAAGACACUUGGAUUAAUAAAAGAACGAUUUUCUUAUUUAAAUAAUUAAUGUAUUCGUUGCUCUUUUUUCUCGUUAGAAAAAAAAAGGUAGCGGAUACGGUUGCGUACUUAAACCGACUUGUAAAGUAUUCUGCGUUGCAGUACACAUUCCGGGUUUCGUGCUAAAAAUAUUUAUCAAUCGAUAUUAUUCUCUAUCAAAACGUUAUUACGGUGUACUUUCACUUUUAUUCUCCCUUACUCCGAUUAAUUUCUUUAGAAUAUCGUUCUUUUAAUUUUUAUUCUGUUUCGUUUCGUUGCUUCUUAAUGUAAUACUACAAUCUAAUAUCUAAUUGAUAUAAAUUUUUUUACGAAUUUAUUCUAUGCUCCAUCGAUCGUAUCUGCCGAGUAAUGGCACUGGAGUAGCUCAAAGUAUUUCAUCGAAGUGAAUUACCGUUAAAAUAAGUUUGAAUAAAAACGUUAUGAACGGGUUAUUAUAUAAAUUUAAUGAAAUGCGAACUAAGUAAGGUUGUAGUACAAUAUUAUGAUAUUAAUCAUAAUAACCAAUGAUACCAGCCUAUCGAAAAUCAAUGAUGAAUGAAUAUUGUCGUCUAAUGUACAUACACGAAUUCGAAUCAAUUUUUUCGGAUAUUAUAAUUUAAUCUCAAAAAUACUUUACUUACGUGUAUUAUUGUUGAAAACGUGAAAAAUCCAAGCCAAAAAUUUGAAAAUAAUGAUUGCUUAGGUAUUUCGAUUUUGGUAGCCGAUAUUUUCGUUGAAAUAUCACUUAUUACGUUGCUGAACUUUUGCUUAGCACCGGACGUUUUGAUUUCCAGCACCGGAAGUACUCGGUGAGACAAAAUUCGUACAGGUUUUUGUACAUCAUUGUUGUACUAGUUAGAUAAUUAGUAAAUAUAAAUAAAUAAUUUAAGUAUUUUAGUUAAUAAAUUUACCAAUUGUUAUUGGUAAUGAAGAUACAAGGUUAUGUUUCGAUUUUGUAUAACGAAGUACUUUUUAAAUAUCGUAACCUCAAAAAUUUAUUUAUUUUUUUUAAAUUUGAAUUUUAAAAAUUAUUUAUGUCGAGAACUUACAUUUAACAUGUUUUUAAAAAUGUAAUAUUUCACAUGAUACUAUAAAGUAUUUUGUUUGUAUAAUGUAUUAUGAUUCAAUUUGUACAAUUUUCUCAAAGAAGCAAUCGUGUUUGCGAAUACUGAUACUAAGCAUGUUAAACUUAAAAUAUUUUUCAUAUUAAGGAAAUUUUUUUAGUUAGCAAAAAAAAUAUAAUGAUGCAUAAUAUUUAAGCCGUUUUUAAAGAUCGUAAUUUAUAUUUCAUAAUUUCUUCAUUCUUCAUUGCAUUUAUGUCCCAUUAAUUUUCAUUAAAAAGAUACGUUUUCAAUGUAACGAAAACGUAACUUUGCGUUGUUAGUCUAUCAUUUUCUUUAUUAUUAGAAAAUUUUUGCUCAUACUACAUUUAUCAAAGUAUAAAAAUAUAGCGCUAAGGCUACAAGUGUAUAAAGAUCGGAAAAUAUACUUGCCUAUAAUUUUGAAUUUCAUAAUAAAAAUCAAAAACAUCA